Molecule: messenger RNA, 846 nt
Organism: Leptomonas pyrrhocoris
Lineage: Eukaryota; Euglenozoa; Kinetoplastea; Trypanosomatida; Trypanosomatidae
Product: protoporphyrinogen oxidase-like protein
Exons: 1
Coding region: 151-846 (231 amino acids)
Biological process (GO): heme biosynthetic process
Molecular function (GO): FMN binding; protoporphyrinogen oxidase activity, quinone as acceptor; protoporphyrinogen oxidase activity, oxygen as acceptor
Source: RefSeq, a predicted model, not a curated record
AGCCACGCCAUUGACAGGUUUUACAUCAUUUCGAAUCAUUACUGAGCAGGGAGAAAUUCAGACAGACGUUUUGCUUACAAAAGGAUCUAAGUGCAGAGACGUUUUUUUUUUAGUAGUUUCUUUUCUUACUUGCUACACACUAUUUUCGCCAUGUCUUCACCGAACGGAAAAUACCUGAUGUUGUACUCGACAACAGACGGCCACACCAAGACGAUCAUGGACACGAUGGCGAAGCACAUUAUGGAAGAGGCGAAGGUGCAAUGCGAUGUGGUUGAUAUGAGGGACGGGGACAAGUACGAACUCGCCGCGUACGAAAAGGUCAUGCUCGGAGCUUCGAUCCGGUACGGAUUCUUCAGCAGGACGCUGCACACCUACACCACACAUCACGUUGACGAGCUGAACUCGAUGCCCUCCGCGUUCUUCGGUGUCAACCUUACCGCGAGGAAGACAAGCAAAAACACAGCGAUGACAAAUGCGUACACGCGCAAAUUUCUGGACCAAUCGAUGUGGGUGCCACAAUUAUCGGGGGUCUUUGCUGGCGCUCUAUGGUAUCCGCGGUAUAACUUCUUUGAUCGAGUGAUGAUUCAAUUUAUCAUGAAAGUAACCGGCGGUGAGACAAACACAACAAAAGAAAUUGUCUACACGGAUUGGGAUGCGGUUCAUAAAUUUGCUACCGACUUCGUACAGCUACCGGCGACGGCUAUUCCUCGCUCCAAGCCCGCGACCUCAGUGCCGCCAGCGAGUGUUGCAAACUACGAUAAUGGUGCUCGUGUGGCGCUUGUCGUCGUUGGCAUUUCAGCAGCCAUUAUCUUCGGUCGCCGCCUCAUUCUCGCGAAACGGUUUUAG